AUGGAUCUGAUGGAUGGAUUCUAUCAGAUCCUCGUGCGUGAACGGGACAUCCCGUACACCGCAGUGAGCACCAUCAGUGGUAUGCUCUGGGAGUGGGUAGUGAUGCCACAGGGGCUAAGUAACGCCCCUGCAACGUUCAACAGUUGUGUUACGAAUCUGUUGCGAUCGGUGAGAGAUUUUGCACCGAGUUACUUUGACGAUGUCUUCGUCUAUAGCCGGGCUAUGGAUGAAAAGUCGGACGUGGAGGUGCAUAUAAUCCACUUCCGGAAGGUUCUUACUCUUUUGCGAGAGCAAAAGUUGUUCGCUAACCUCAAGAAGUGCAUAUUCACAGCAAACAAAAUAUCACUUCCUGGCAGCAUCGUGGGUAAAAUCAGCGUACGCCCUGAUCCAGAAAAGACCAAGGCGAUUAGCGACUGGCCUGUGCCAGUCGACGUCAAGGUACGGCGAAAGUCCCUUGACUUAGCGGUGCACUUGCACAAGUACUCGCGCAACUACGCUGAGAUGAACGUACAUCUCUCUCGUCUGUUUAAGAAAAAUGAGAGGUGGUCAUGGAGUACUGUUUGUUAG
Molecule: messenger RNA, 567 nt
Organism: Peronospora matthiolae
Lineage: Eukaryota; Oomycota; Peronosporomycetes; Peronosporales; Peronosporaceae
Source: the annotation of a GenBank genome assembly